This is a messenger RNA of Carassius gibelio (silver crucian carp), 2289 nucleotides long. Its product is annotated as sialin-like. The coding region runs from base 82 to 1551 and encodes 489 amino acids. Gene Ontology annotation, molecular function: transmembrane transporter activity. NCBI's taxonomy places the organism in Eukaryota, Metazoa, Chordata, Actinopteri, Cypriniformes, Cyprinidae. The transcript has 11 exons. The record is from RefSeq and is a predicted model, not a curated record. Gene Ontology annotation, biological process: transmembrane transport; monoatomic anion transport.
GGUGAAGCACGGGUUCCGCCUUCGGAGCGUGUUGUUAUUGUGUGUGCAUCUGGUCAGGCGGCAGGAGAGCAGCCGCUCAAGAUGAUGGAGCAUUCAGCGUCAGACUCAGAAACUGAAGAUCAUGUCCAGCCUUUACUACGCCGUAAAAACACCGGAGACCUCCAGAAAGCUCCUGCUUGCUGCUCCUCACGAUACGGGUUGGCCUUCUUGUCCUGUUAUGGCUUCUUUGUGGCGUAUGCCCUCAGGGUGAACCUUAGUGUGGCAAUGGUGGACAUGCUAAAAAACGAUUCCAGUGGCAACAACAGUUCCUCCGUCUGCCCUCACCACAAGAUCCCUGUACCCAAACACAAUCACACUGCCAGUGUGUAUGACUGGGAUUCAGAGACCCAGGGAUGGAUCCUGGGCUCUUUUUUCUAUGGGUAUAUAAUUACUCAGAUACCAGGUGGCUACUUUGCACGCAAAUAUGGUGCCAAGUGGCUCUUUGGUAUUGGCAUCCUCUGCACUGUGAUCUUCACCCUGCUGACUCCAGUAGCCGCUGAUCUGGGAGCUGGUUACCUCAUCGCUGUCAGGGUCUUGGAAGGCAUUGGGGAGGGAGUGUCAUUUCCUGCUAUGCAUGCGAUGUGGGCAUCAUGGGCACCCCCUCUGGAGAGAAGUCGACUGCUCACGAUCUCUUACACAGGUGCUCAGCUGGGAACUGUAGUGGCUCUUCCUUUGUCUGGCCAGAUAUGUUUUUACCUAGACUGGACGUACGUCUUUUAUAUAUUUGGAGCUGUUGGACUUCUUUGGUUUUUCCUUUGGACUUGCUUUGUCAGUAAUAGUCCCAGCGCACACAAAAGGAUAUCGGAGGCCGAGAAGACUUACAUAAUGGCAUCUUUAAAAAAUGAACUGUCCCCAACCAUAGAUUACAUCCCAUGGACAUCAAUCCUUAAAUCUAUGCCAUUAUGGGCCAUAGUUGUGGCACACUUCUCUUACAACUGGACAUUUUACACUCUGCUGACUCUCUUACCCACCUACAUGAAUGAUAUACUCGGAUUCAGCAUCCAGCAGAAUGGAAUGCUCUCAGCUCUGCCCUACCUUGGUUGUUGGUUGCUGGCUUUGCUGGGUGGACAGCUGGCAGACCUCCUGAGAGAGAGAUAUCUUAUCCACACUGUAAUUGUGCGUAAGGCAUUCACUAUAGUAGGAAUGGUGGGACCAGCCAUCUUCCUGGUGGCUGCUGGCUACACUGGAUGCAACUAUGUCUUGGCUGUAGCCUGCCUCUCCAUCUCCUCCUCUCUAGGGGGCAUUUCGGCCUCUGGAUUUAACAUCAACCAUUUGGACAUUGCUCCCUCAUAUGCUGGGAUAUUGCUUGGGAUCACCAACUCAUUUGCCACUAUACCUGGCAUGGUGGGCCCUGUAAUAGCAAGAUCUUUGACCAAAUCUAACACCAUUCCAGAGUGGCAAAUUGUCUUCUACAUCUCCGCAGCGAUCAAUGUAUUUGGAGCUGUUUUCUUCACAAUAUUUGGCAAGGGCACAGUCCAGCCUUGGGCUGUCCAGAGUGUAAACAUCCAGUGAAACCUCUUGUAAAUUCUCUAGAGCUCUUAGCAGUAAUUGCAUAUCGUUUAAUAUAAUGAUAUAUCGCACAAUCCAAUGUUGUUGUUUUUUUAAUCAUGCCAACAAACACAAUGACUUUUGGCAUUUUUUAUUUUAUUUUAUUGGUAAUGUCUGUAUUUGUUAUACAUUUCAGUAGCUUUUUCAGACAAUUUUUAUUAUUUUUAAACAAAGAUGUGAUUAGUGAAGUGAAUCCGACUGAUUCAGCAUUUACUGAAUUAAUCUGAGUUUUAACUUGUUUUGAAGUAUAAAGCUCAUGAGGCCCAUUGUAGCUGCUCUUAACACAGUAAUAAGAACUAUAUCAAUUCUUCUCAUUUGUUAAAUCUGUUCUGUUGAAAACUAAAAUAAUCAUAAUAGUUAAGGAAUUGGAGUCUUUUGAUAUUAAUGUCUUUAUGAAAUAUGCCUUAUUGUAGGCCUAUGAUUAUCACAACAUGCCUUACCCAUACUGAAGCAAGAGGCCUUAAGGGAGAUUAUUGGUGAAAUGGUGUCUGGUUAUUAAGUUUUAGCCUUUUUUGUACACUAGAACUGAUUUAUGUUUACAUUUUAUUUCUUACUGUUUUGUGCAAUAGUUACUUAAUGGAACAAAAUGAAUAAAUCCGUGAAAAUUGUAUGUCGCCUAAUCUGUCAAUUGUAAAGACGCUACAGUACAUGCUUCAUCGCCUGUCAAAUACUUGUAUAUGUAAUAAAAUUAUUGCACUCGUU